CAUUACACCGACGCACCACCAAUGUCAAACUGAGCUGACACUGACCGCACUGAGUUGUUUUUUUUAAUUUAACGUUUCUUUUCCACUCGCAGGUCUGUUUCAAACGCUUAGACGCGACACUUUAAAACAAUCCAAUUGUACAUAUUGUCACUUUUACGUAUCUUUGUCGCGGGCACUCGCAGGAGAAUCUAAGCGGUCAGGAUGCGUCUCACGCUGCAUAUGUUGAUCUCACACGGCCGGGUGGCCCGGAGGAUGGGAAUGGGACCGGAGUCCCGGAUCAACAUGCUGCGGAACAUCUUGACGGGACUGGUCCGACAUGAGAGGGUCGAAACCACGCUGGGCAGAGCAGACGAAGUCCGCUUCUACGCUGAAAAGCUGAUUGACUACGCCAAAAAGGGGGACACUGAUGAGAAGGCUAUGAAAAUGGCCAAUUUUUGGCUGACGGAGAAGGACCUGGUCCCAAAGCUCUUCAAGGUCCUUGCCCCGCGGUUUGAGACUCAUUCGAGAAGCUACACACGGAUGGUGCGCAUCCCCAACAGACAGAACCUGGACAGAGCUAAGAUGGCUGUCCUGGAGUACAAGGGCAACCCCUUCCCACCUCUGUUUCCAGUGAAAAAGCAGAAUGAACUGACUCUCAUCAACCAGCUGCUGAAAGGCUACAGAGAGGAGAGGGCACAAGAGCUGGCUGCAAAGUCAUAGUUCACACGAUGGCCGUUGAUAAAUGUUUGCUGCAGACUGAUGGUCGGAAGAUGAACAUCUACUAGAGUCACUCUUAAUGUGUGGCCUAAAGAGACUGAUUCAGGUUUUUCACCUAAACAACAGCUCGAAAACGACAUUGUCAGCUGCAACGAAGACCAUUUGUCAUUGUUGUAUAUUAAUAAAUGUGAUUUCCUACCAAAAGUAA
Molecule: messenger RNA, 904 nt
Organism: Solea senegalensis (Senegalese sole)
Lineage: Eukaryota; Metazoa; Chordata; Actinopteri; Pleuronectiformes; Soleidae
Gene: mrpl17
Product: mitochondrial ribosomal protein L17
Exons: 3
Coding region: 202-699 (165 amino acids)
Biological process (GO): translation
Cellular component (GO): mitochondrial large ribosomal subunit; ribosome
Molecular function (GO): structural constituent of ribosome
Source: RefSeq, a predicted model, not a curated record